GGUAUUGAUGUGUAUUAACUGGUGCAAGGAUUUGCAAUAAUCUUUUAUUGGUAUGAAACCUAUGAUACGAUGAAGAGCAUAGUUGUGCUGUUGAAAUGGUGAGAAUGGAAGGGAGAAGGCGUGGAGGUUGCAGUGGUCGACGCAUAGUUGCAAGCAAAAGAGGGAGUGGCAACGGCAAUGGCAGCGGCAAUGGCGUCAACAGCAACACCAUCAACAGCAACACCAACAGCAUCAGUGUCAUCAAGAAGCUUCAAACCCGCGAGAUUUGUUCGAAGCCUCAUCGUGCUUUUGCCUCAGCCACUUCCCCUCACAGAUUCCGCACUAUGCGCUUGACGCACUAUUAUGACUCUCAUGAUCCCUCCAAGUCUCGCUCUUCCCUUUUGCCCUUCUUGUUGAAAAGAACUAAAGUUGUGGAAAUUGUUGCUGCCAAAAACCUGAUUUUUGCUCUCUACCAUUCGGGUCUCUGUGCAGCUUUCAGUAGAGAAACCGAUGAGAGGAUUUGCUUUUUGAAUGUCUGUCCUGAUGAAGUCAUCCGCAGCCUCUUCUUUAAUAAGAACAAUGACUCACUUAUUACUGUAUCCGUUUAUGCUUCUGAGAACUUCAGCUCUUUGAAAUGCAGAUCCACAAAGAUUGAAUACAUACGAAGGGGCACCCCAGAUGCCGGGUUUCCCCUUUUCCAGUCUGAAUCAUUGAAAUGGCCUGGAUUUGUAGAGUUUGAUGAUGUCAAUGGAAAGGUCCUAACAUACUCUGCACAAGAUAGUAUUUACAAGGUUUUUGAUCUCAAGAACUAUACCAUGCUAUACUCAAUUGCAGACAAGCAUGUUCAGGAAAUCAAGAUCAGUCCUGGCAUCAUGUUAUUAAUUUUCAAUAGAACCAGUGGUCACAUUCCCCUCAAGAUUAUAUCCAUUGAGGAUGGCACAGUUCUGAAAGUAUUCAACCAUCUGCUUCAUCGGAAUAAGAAGGUGGACUUCAUAGAGCAAUUUAAUGAAAAGCUUCUGGUCAAGCAAGAAAAUGAGAACCUUCAGAUUCUUGAUGUUCGAAAUGCUGAGCUGAUGGAGGUAAGCAGAACAGAGUUCAUGACUCCAUCAGCAUUUAUCUUUCUGUAUGAGAAUCAGUUGUUCCUUACUUUCAGAAACCGAACAGUUUCUGUUUGGAAUUUCCGAGGGGAGCUUGUCACUUCAUUUGAGGAUCACCAAUUGUGGCAUCCAGAUUGCAAUACCAACAACAUAUACAUAACAAGUGAUCAGGAUCUCAUUAUCUCUUACUGCAAGGCAGAUUCUGAUGAUCAAUGGAUGGAAGGCAAUGCUGGCUCAAUUCAUGUCAGCAACAUCUUGACUGGGAAAUGUGUUGCGAAAAUCAAUACAACAAUUAGUUGUGCGAGGGCAGACGAGUGCAGCCGCAACGGUUGUAGCUGCAGGGAAAGUCUUUAUCCAUGCCUAAUGAGGAAUUCAGUUACAGAGGCUUUGGAGGAUAUAACUGCCCUCUUUUAUGAUGAAGAUAGAAAUGAGAUUUAUACUGGUAACAGACAUGGUCUUCUUCAUGUAUGGUCUAACUAGUGACUUUUCAUGUUUCUUCUGGCUUCAUGGGCCAAAGAACCACAUCUUUGGGUUUUCCCUUUUGAUGAUGGAUUUCAGAAAUACAAGCUACCUCAGCAUUGUAACAUAAGUUUAUGUGAAACUAUAAUCUAGGACUCUGCAUUGUGGAUUUCAUAGUUUAUGCAGAGGUAACCAGUUAAAGUGUUUCAGGUAAACUUGAUAUCUAUGCUUUUCUUAGGCCCUUAUAUUUUCUGUAUAGUACAAUCACUGCUGAAUAUUGAGGCAGAUGAGACAUAUUACUUGUAUUAAGUUUGUCCUGGAAUUCAUAGGAGAACAAUGUGGGAUGGAAACAAAAAGGGCAUAUUUUAUGGAGUUUUUUUUACCUCAUCCA
Messenger RNA from Vigna radiata var. radiata (mung bean), 1926 nucleotides. RefSeq lists its product as uncharacterized. The record is from RefSeq and is a predicted model, not a curated record. The transcript has 7 exons. Bases 96 to 1556 code for a protein of 486 amino acids. Gene Ontology annotation, molecular function: protein binding. Lineage: Eukaryota; Viridiplantae; Streptophyta; Magnoliopsida; Fabales; Fabaceae.